GGUACAGGGUACAGACGUAGUUUAGCAACUCGAUCACCAUUCAACUACUUGUUUGGAAAUUAAAAAUCAUUCGUUUGGUUUGUUAGCAGUCGGAAUAAUCCACAUUGAUCGAUUAACGCAAAGCUAAUAGAUAAAGUGCCAACAGAAAAUUAUACAAAAAAUUUAAUUACAUUUUAUUCAACAAUUUUUCUCGAUUUCUAUUUUACUAAAAUAUUUUUUAAUUAUAAAAUCGAUCAUUCUAAAGUAUCUUGACCUUCAGUUAACAUUUGUCGUUCUCGAGAAAAACUAAUUCAAAAUUUAUGAAAAGUAUAUCCAAUAACUGCUGUAAAAGAAAUUACAAUUUAAUCUAAAAAUUAAAUAUGUUUUUAAGUAUUUUUGACAAGUUUUGUAUUAAAGUGGAUCUAAAAAUUCAAAGUUUAUUGUGUGAGUAAUCGACCAGUAUGGAUCAGUGUAAUAGAAGAAAAGGUGAGCUGUCGGCGACGGAAGACGAGCAAAAGAAAUCGCUGUACGACGAUGGCAGGUUGACUGCUACGACCACAACUGACAAAACUGUGGAAGCAAUACGCGGAUACUGUCGUCAUAAGAGCAUGCCGUCCGACCUGUACCGGCCCGUCUCAGGUACUCGGAAAUUCCGGCUGACCGACCUGAUUGCCGAACUGCACCGCGUGUUCGAGGAGGAUCGCGUUAACGUCGAGUAUGUCCAGUACCUGAUGGAGUCGUACAAAAGCGAUCCCGCAGAGUGGCUUAAAUACGCCAAGUUCAACAAAUUCCGUUAUACCAGAAAUCUCGUAGACGCCGGCAAUGGCAAAUUCAACCUGAUGGUAUUGUGCUGGGGCGAAGGCAACGGUUCCUCCAUACACGAUCAUCCCAAUUCCAAUUGCUUUAUGAAAAUGCUGGCGGGCCAAUUAUCGGAGAUACGUUUCUCAUGGCCCGAAGACUCUUCUGAUGAAAACGACAUCAAACCAAUGAAAGAGAUCGGUCGCUCCUGUCUCGAAACAAACAGCGUGUGUCAUAUAAACGAUUCUAUGGGACUUCACAGAGUAGAAAAUUCGAGUCAUACAGAUAAAGCAGUAAGUUUGCACUUAUAUUGCCCUCCCUAUGAAAUAUGCUCCACUUUCAAUCAACAUACUGGUCAUAGGGAUGUUGCAAUAUCGACGUUUUGGUCUAUUUAUGGUAAAAAAGUUUCUAAGAAACUUGAAGACUAUGUGCCCGACGAUAAUUAAUUUUUAAAGCUAACAUUUUUACAAAAAUAAAAUUAAAAAAAUGAAUUUAUAUUAUUUGAAUUAACCAUUCAUUGUUUGUUAAAUCAUACAAUUUUUAACUCAAAUAUCUAUUAUUGAAAUAUAAAUUAAAAAUUAUAAUUUUACUACAGUUAAAAACAUAUUCAAAUAUUAGAUUGAAUUCCUAGCAUGGGUUUUCUAAAUAUUAAUAAUAAUUUAAGUAAUUAUAUAACAAAUAUUAUUUGAAAAUGCAACUUCCUAGCAUAAUUUAGUUUUAUUAAACAUGUAAAUACUACUAAAAGAAUUUAAAUUAAUUUCAUUUGUAUUCUUGUAGAUUUAAAUACGAUGUAAAUUUAAUUUUUUUUAAUUAAUAUUAAAAAAAAUAUUUUAGAAAAUAAUAUAUUAAUAAUAAAAAGUA
Molecule: messenger RNA, 1638 nt
Organism: Daktulosphaira vitifoliae (grape phylloxera)
Lineage: Eukaryota; Metazoa; Arthropoda; Insecta; Hemiptera; Phylloxeridae
Product: cysteine dioxygenase type 1
Exons: 5
Coding region: 441-1223 (260 amino acids)
Biological process (GO): L-cysteine catabolic process
Molecular function (GO): ferrous iron binding; cysteine dioxygenase activity
Source: RefSeq, a predicted model, not a curated record